UUAUAAGAUUCGUGGAAGAAGCAGUAAGUAAUCAGACUAAAGCUGCGUCUAUAAAAAUGAACCAGUCCGGAGCAGUGAUGUCCUUGAAUAUUCUGGCUUUCUGCCUUCUGGUGUGUCUCUUUUUGGGUUCGGAGGCAUAUCCAGUGAAGCCUACUAGUCCCAAAGAAGGCGCUCCUCCUGAGGAGCUUGCCAAAUACUACUCUGCAAUAAGACACUACAUCAACCUUAUUACACGGCAGAGGUAUGGAAAGAGGGACAUCCCAGACAAUGGAUUUCCAGAUAUACUGAUGAGGGACAAUAUGCCAGGAGAUAAUUAUAAUGGGUUUGAUGGUUUGCCAUUCUUAUGGUAAAAUGAUUACUCACUACUUGUCACUGCCAUGUGCCUAUACACUUAAAUUAAUUUAUAUGUUAUGUUCUGGUGUAAUGAUGACAGCAAGAUUAAAUGAUUGUUUAACUCUAAUAUUUAUAAGUUGGCAUCAUUUCUGUGUAAAGCCUGGAAGAAACGGCAGACUAGAUUGUUUAAAUGAAUUAAUUUGUGUUAGUAACACACUUCUGGCAACUGAUUGUAUGUUUAUGGUGUCUUAUAAGCCCACGAAAGGUCUGUGCAUUUGUAUCCCAGACACAAUAAUAAUAAUUUAAAAAAUAAUUAAUUCAUUAUGUUGCAACGUGCAUGCAAUAAAAAAUGUGUCAAGGUGUUCCUGUCUGUGAUUACCUAAUUUCUAAUCCACCAGUCCCUGCAGCUGUUUUGGUAAAUAAUGGAGUCAUAGUGACCUCUACUGACAAAAGGAUAGAAUACAACAGAGCUCGGGAAGUAGCGUG
This is a messenger RNA of Boleophthalmus pectinirostris (great blue-spotted mudskipper), 819 nucleotides long. Its product is annotated as peptide YY-like. The record is from RefSeq and is a predicted model, not a curated record. NCBI's taxonomy places the organism in Eukaryota, Metazoa, Chordata, Actinopteri, Gobiiformes, Gobiidae. The transcript is spliced from 4 exons. Bases 57 to 350 code for a protein of 97 amino acids. Gene Ontology annotation, biological process: neuropeptide signaling pathway; feeding behavior. Gene Ontology annotation, molecular function: neuropeptide hormone activity; neuropeptide Y receptor binding. Gene Ontology annotation, cellular component: extracellular region.